This is a messenger RNA of Penaeus indicus, 1914 nucleotides long. It is a transcript of the gene nac, whose product is annotated as GDP-fucose transporter 1-like. The coding region runs from base 35 to 1048 and encodes 337 amino acids. The record is from RefSeq and is a predicted model, not a curated record. Gene Ontology annotation, molecular function: antiporter activity; GDP-fucose transmembrane transporter activity. Gene Ontology annotation, cellular component: Golgi apparatus. Lineage: Eukaryota; Metazoa; Arthropoda; Malacostraca; Decapoda; Penaeidae. Gene Ontology annotation, biological process: GDP-fucose import into Golgi lumen; protein O-linked glycosylation via fucose. The transcript is spliced from 7 exons.
UGUACUCUAAACCCUCUGUAUUUUACAGGUUACAAUGGAAUCAAGGAAAGAUAUAUCAUUAUUCCAGAAAUAUGUCAAGGUUGCAGCAGUGGUCAGCCUAUAUUGGGUUGUGUCAAUAUCUAUGGUAUUUGUUAACAAAUAUCUACUGGGAGGCUCGUCCAUGGGGGAUAGAGAUGCCCCUCUAUUUGUGACAUGUUUCCAGUGUUUUGUGACUGUCGUCUUCUGCCUUCUCCUGAAAUACAUCUCUAGACUGUUUCCACAUGUUGUCACCUUCCCUGAAGUUGGAGCUUUAGAAGCAGACAAAGUGAAGAAGGUUUUGCCAUUGACAUGCAUGUUUGUCGCUAUGAUUUCCAUGAACAACCUGUGCCUGAAGUACGUCGGUGUAGCAUUCUAUUAUGUUGGACGAUCAUUAUCAACAGUGUUCAAUGUCAUUUUCACGUACCUGAUCCUUGGUCAAAAAACAUCAUUACCUGCAGUGGCAAGCUGUGGUGUUAUCAUUGCAGGUUUCUUCUUAGGAGUUGAUCAAGAGAAUGUUGCAGGGUCAUUGUCAGUGUCUGGAGUUGUAUUUGGAGUCCUUGCAUCAGCCUCUGUUUCCCUGAAUGCUAUUUUUACAAAGAAAGUUUUACCAACUUUAGAUGGUUCAAUUUGGUUGCUUUCGUAUUACAACAAUGCUUUGGCCAUUGUUUUGUUUACUCCCCUGAUUGUACUGAAUGGGGAAAUACCUGCAAUUGGGAAGAUGAUCUCUGAAGGCUCUUUGAAUUUCUGGGGAUUAAUGGUUAUUGCUGGACUCUUUGGCUUUGCCAUUGGCUAUGUGACUGGACUUCAGAUUCAGGUGACUUCGCCUCUCACCCAUACCAUCAGUGGCACAGCAAAGGCUUGCGCCCAGACCGUAUUGGCCACUUGGUGGUACGGGGAAGCCAAGGCUGCACUCUGGUGGAUUAGUAACUGGAUUGUCCUUGGAGGUUCCUUGGCUUACACACGUAUCAAGCAGCAGGAAAUGAAGUCUUCUCAUAAUUCAGGAUUAUCAUCGGGUAAAGACAAAGUCUGAGUGAUGUAUAUGUUUCUUUUGAUCUGAAGACUCUCUGUUGCCCUCAUGACAUCUAUCUUUCCUGCUGUAGUUUAUCUGCACACAGUUGUGGUUAUCCAACCAAGGUAUACAUUCCAAGUAACCAAGAUGUUAGGUAUUAUCAUCACAUUUACCAGCCAAUUGCAAUCUUGUUUUUGUGAAAGCACAAUGCACCCUAAGAUAAUAAAAAAAAUGGUCUCACAGAGGUGGACUUGGGGCUAGGCUGUGUGUAAUGUGUGUUGUCACUUCUAAAGCUUUUCUGUGAUUUACACUUCCCUGUGCAACUGAUGAAUCAGUAGCCAUAUGACCUUUGGUAUCAAGGCUUCCUAACAGACAAUUUUUUUUUUUUUUUUUUUUUUUUUUUAUCAACUACAUAUGAUUUAUAUAUGAUAUAUUCUAUUGAAUUUUUAGUAGUUGGAAAAGACCAUAUAGAUAUUCCUAUCUAUAUUUAUUAGUGUUUUUAUUGAUGGUGAUCUCCACUUUCUAAGGAGUCCUUAGAAGUUACAAAUUGGAAUUUUCAGUAUCACAUAUGUAUAAGAAAAGUCUUAAACCAUGUCUUUGGUAAAUAUUCUUACUCCAUACUUUAAUUAUGCUAGUCAUUGUCAGAACUUUAAUAUCUCAAAGUGACUCAGCUCAAAGGGAACUAGAUAUUUUAGCCUUUCUUAUCAUCAAAUGCCACCUCAGCAUUCAUAAAGCCAGUCACAGGUCCUAUAAACCUGUGUGAUAAAAGAAAUUAAAACAUGAAUGGUAUAUUGAGUAGUAUGAUAAAAAUGUCACUUGGGCAUAAUUUUUUAUUGUUCUUUUCUAUAGUAGGAAUUAACAUAAGUGGGCUUACAGGGAUUAGCAAA